Molecule: messenger RNA, 507 nt
Organism: Ilex paraguariensis (yerba mate)
Lineage: Eukaryota; Viridiplantae; Streptophyta; Magnoliopsida; Aquifoliales; Aquifoliaceae
Source: the annotation of a GenBank genome assembly
AUGUUUACCGGAAGGCAUCGUGUCUAUUGGAAAGCUUCGGUUCCUGCCAUGGGGUUGCAAACGUAUUAUGUUGCAAACGGUUUUGUUGGAUGCGAAAAGGCCAAACCAACAAGACUCAAAAUUUUCACGUCAUCCAGCAAUCUAUCGUGCCUUGCUCCAUAUGCAUGCUCAAAUUUAGAAGGCGACACAGCUGAAAUCCGGAAUCGGCAUCAAAAACUUACCUUCAAUGUAAAGCUUGGUUUGUUGCAAAAAAUAGGCCGCAAUGAUGGUUCACAAAAUGUUGUUGGUGAAGAAAUAGGUGUGUACUCUAGUUCAGGAAGUGGAGCCUAUCUAUUCAAGCCCGUUGGUGAUGCUGAGCCAAUUACCCAUGCUGGUGGGCAAAUGGUGAUUUCAGAGGGCCCUUUGAUGCAAGAAGUUUAUUCAAUGGCUGGGGAGGGAUGGACUGUCAUGCUUUCCGCUGAUGAAGGAAAAGUCAUAGAGGUGAAGGGAGGAGAAGAGAGAAGAUGA